This is a messenger RNA of Temnothorax curvispinosus, 2297 nucleotides long. RefSeq lists its product as uncharacterized. The record is from RefSeq and is a predicted model, not a curated record. The transcript has 4 exons. NCBI's taxonomy places the organism in Eukaryota, Metazoa, Arthropoda, Insecta, Hymenoptera, Formicidae. Bases 967 to 1989 code for a protein of 340 amino acids.
CUAAAUUUCAUAAUUUAACUCAUUAUCCAACAAUUAUUCGUCAAUCUGGACCUUUAAGGAAAUUCUGGUGUUUUAAAUAUGAGGCAAAGCAUCGGCAAUUUAAAGUGUACUCCCAUUGUAUCACUUCUCGAAAAAACAUUUGUCUUACAUUAAGUAAAAAAUAUGAAUUACAAUUUGCAUAUAAAUGAAUAAAAAUUGAAAAUCUAGCAAGUAAAACUUUUAAGUUCGAUGAUAAGUACAAAAUAUCGAGUAAUUAUUAUUCUAUUAUUAUUAAAAAAUUAAACAAUGUUAAUGAAGGCGAUAUCAAAUUGUAUUCUCGUAUAGAGUAUAAAGGCGUUGAGUAUAACAAUAAAAACAACUAUAUAGCAACUUUUGGAAGUUAUGUUGAAAUAUAUUUGAUAUUAGACAUUAUUUUAUUUCGAAACAAUGAAGUUUUAUUUUUUUGUCAAAAGUUGCAAAGAUUGCAAUAUAGGCAACAUUUUUUUGCGUAUGAAAUUGAUGAAACGAUCUUAGGAGAAUUUUCUAUAAUAUCUCCGAAUGAUAUAAUCGGACCUCCAGUUACUCUAAUAAAAACUGCUAAAGGCAAAUCAAUGAUACGAAUAAAAAAAUAUUAUAAAUCUAUUGCUUAAAAUAUUAUACCUACUUUUAUGUAAGAACAAAAAGUUGUAUUAAGUAAUGAAUUGAUAUUUUAUGUGAUUUCUGUACAAUUUCUGUUUUGCACGAAUCAUUCAGUAUUUUCUGUCAACAUUUUUUCUUUCCAAAUUUUUUUCUAAAUUUUGUACUAAAAAUGUCGGAUUUCCCAAAAAUGUCGGAUUAUAUAUGGUGGUGACGCGAAACAGAAAUUAAUGUUAUAGCAAUCUCAAUGUCAUAUUAUUUAUAUUUUUAGUAAUAUUACAAUAUUAUACUGACGGUCAAAUUAUAUCCCGCAGCCAAACGUCGCUCUGUGACUGUUAUAGAAUACAAAUAAUGGAUGAUAUCUCUAAAUCUAGCUGUCAAGAUACUACACAGGAAGGAAUGGAAACCCAUAUAAAUAAUAAUUUAUUGGUACCUCAAGGCGUCGAAAAUAUCAAUUCUACCGCUUCUUUAAGCGAAAAUAUUUAUCAGUAUGAUUUACCUCCAGUUUUCGAAAAUUUUUCUUCGCAAUUGACAGCUACGACAGCAAAUUCACAAAUUAAUCAAAAUCAGAAUGAAAAUUUGCAACAUCCUGACAAUGAAACUGCCCAACUACUACUCGAAAACUUAGGUUCUCCAAACGAAUUAAUUGCACAAGAUACAUAUCGACUAUUAGAGGACAAUAGAGACAGAGAGGAAUUAAGAUUGCUACUUCAAAGUUGGAAUCAAGAAGAAUUAGUGGAUCAUCUUCUAAGGGAGAAUGUUGUAAUAAAAAUACUUAAAAUCAUAAAGCAGCAUCAUAUCGAAAAACUUCUGAAAUCAUUCGAUCUUGGCACUCAAAUAUUAUUCGAAGAUAACUUGGAGAAGUGGAGAAAUUCUUUAAACCUUCCGCUGGAAACACCAAAUAUGAAUUUUUCCAACUUAAGCGGACCAUCAUCCCCAGCUCUAUCAACUGAAUCUGAUGUACCUUCGACAUCGAGAUCUCGUUUUUCACCUUAUAGAAGAUCGUCAACUCCAUCAGUAGACGAAACUACUAUGAUAACAUUAUCAACUAUUUUAAAUGAAACCCCUAAGGGCAUUAUGUUGGUAGAAUACUACAAAAAAUAUGGAAAAUUUGAUGAUGAACAAAGAUCAUUAUUGAUCAAUACCUGUGCGAAUUUUUUCGAAGAAAAUAGUAUUAAGAUGUCGAUGGCAGACAGUUAUAGACUUGAAAAAGAAAUAUUAGAAAGAUUUCCUACUGAAAAAUUAAUAAGUUUAUUUGAAAUUUUUUCAUUAAAAAAGAUCAGUAUGGAUAUUUAUCUUUAUAAAAUGUGCUUUUAUAGCAAUAUUAUCGAACAGAUAAACGCGGAAAAUUAUAUAUUAAACUUACCAAUUUAAAAUCUUCUCUUAAAACAGCAGUUGGAAAACAUAUUUUGCCAAAAAAACCAGAAAGUUCAAAACUAACUCAACAAGAUCUGAAAAUCUUUGUUCCAGAAAACGAUGCGGAAAGUUGCAUUAAUACACUCAAAUUUGACGACCUGACAUCAGAAGAAUUUGACAACUGUUAGAAAGCAUGUGGCCAAUACCGAUUAAAAGAAGUAAACAGUGUUGCAAACACGGCAGCUAUUUUUGAAAAGUGGCCCUUCUAUAAAAAACCAUCUGGCUUUAGAUUGAUUGACAUGGAUUUUAAUGUCUUAUUUGACACG